Molecule: messenger RNA, 1344 nt
Organism: Cetraspora pellucida
Lineage: Eukaryota; Fungi; Glomeromycota; Glomeromycetes; Diversisporales; Gigasporaceae
Source: the annotation of a GenBank genome assembly
AUGAAAUCUGAUAUAGAUCAUCUUGAAAGGUCUCUCCAAAACUUCAAUAUCGGCGGACCCACUGAACGUAUGCCUGAACCUUUAAUAAAAGCAUUUGGUAUCGUAAAGAAGGCUGCUGCUACUGUUAAUAUGUCUUAUGGCCUUGACAAAACGAUAGGCAAUGCCAUUGUCCAAGCCGCGGAUGAAGUAAUCGAAGGAAAACUUCUGGAUCAUUUUCCAUUGGUCGUUUGGCAGACUGGAUCCGGGACACAAACUAACAUGAAUGUUAACGAGGUCAUUGCGAAUCGUGCCAUCGAAAUUCUGGGUGGUCAGCUUGGUAGCAAAAAGCCUGUACAUCCCAAUGACCACGUGAAUAUGGGCCAGUCUUCCAACGACACUUUUCCCACCGCAAUGCAUGUGUCUGCUUCCAUAGAAGUAAACAAGAGACUCAUUCCUGCUUUGACGCAUCUACAUGAUGCCAUUUUCGAAAAGUCAAAAAGUUUUACAAACAUAAUCAAAAUCGGAAGAACACAUUUGCAGGAUGCUACACCGCUUACUCUUGGAAAUGAGUUUUCCGGAUACGCUCAACAGUUGGAAUUUGGAAUCGAACGUAUCAAGGCAACUAUUUCAAGACUAUAUUAUCUCGCACAAGGGGGUACUGCUGUUGGCACUGGGCUGAAUACUCCCCCAGGAUUUGAUGUUAAAAUUGCUGCCGAAAUCUCAAAAAUCACCGGAUUGCCAUUCCAGACAGCUCCAAAUAAGUUCGAAGCACUGGCAGCUCACGAUGCCAUAGUAGAAGUUAGCGGUGCUCUUAACGUUGUUUCAGUGUCUAUAAUGAAAAUUGCUAAUGAUAUUCGUUUCCUUGGGUCUGGCCCUCGUUGUGGGUUUGGUGAAAUUUCACUCCCCGAAAAUGAGCCUGGCUCGUCGAUUAUGCCUGGUAAAGUUAAUCCAACACAAUGCGAAGCAAUUACAAUGGUGGCAGCUCAAGUUAUGGGAAAUAAUACCACCAUUACAAUUUCUGGCUCAAACGGUCAUUUCGAACUAAACGUUUUUAAACCAGUGUUGAUUAAAAACCUCCUCCAUUCAAUCCGAAUUUUGAGUGAUGCAAGUGAGUCUUUCACGAAAAACUGUAUUGUAGGAAUAAAGGCGAAUGAAAAAAGGAUAAAUGACAUUAUGAAUCAAAGUUUGAUGCUUGUGACUGCACUUAAUCCCCAUAUUGGUUAUGAUAAAGCUGCUUCUGUGGCCAAGAAGGCGCAUAAAGAAAAUUUAACACUUAAAGAAGCUGCCAUUCAAUUGGGAGUCUUAACAGAGAACCAAUUUGAUGAAUGGGUCAGGCCCGAAAAAAUGCUUGGUCCUAAAUUAUAA